Messenger RNA from Vespa crabro (European hornet), 1108 nucleotides. RefSeq names its product DNA-directed RNA polymerase II subunit RPB9 (gene RpII15). The transcript has 3 exons. Gene Ontology annotation, biological process: DNA-templated transcription; maintenance of transcriptional fidelity during transcription elongation by RNA polymerase II; transcription-coupled nucleotide-excision repair. Gene Ontology annotation, cellular component: RNA polymerase II, core complex. Gene Ontology annotation, molecular function: zinc ion binding; DNA-directed RNA polymerase activity; nucleic acid binding. Bases 617 to 1009 code for a protein of 130 amino acids. Lineage: Eukaryota; Metazoa; Arthropoda; Insecta; Hymenoptera; Vespidae. The record is from RefSeq and is a predicted model, not a curated record.
GGACAUUAUAAACAAUAUUUGUUGCGCAAAGAUAUCAAUUUGAAAUUUACCAAUGAAAAAUCUUAUUAAACAGUUAUGGAAAAUACGUUAAUUUUUGAAUGUAUAUAUAAUAUAGUCAAAUAAUAUAUUAUAUAUACCUGUAUUAUUAUUUAUAAAUUGAAAUAUAAUUUUGUUAAGUCAUAACAAAUGAUAAAAAGUUAAUUCUUCUAACUAUAAUAUUAUUUAUUACUGAAUAUGUAAAUGAAAAAAUAUAUGGACCAAUCAGAAUGAACUUCGUCACUUUUAAUUGGACAUUUGUGCAUUUAUCUACGUUUAACCAAUCUUCUUGUUCAAAAAUUGUUUAUUUCUGAUUGGUCAUGAAAAUUAAUUAAAUCUGAAAAAAGAGCUAUAUUAAAAUCAUAUAAAAGGAACAGAAAACUGAAGCAAACUGAAGCAGACAUAAACUUACCAAACGAAUAGAUGCCAUCUAGUAAUCAAAUUGUUUAAUCUUAUAACGAACUUUUAUGAAUACGAAUGAAACGUGCAACUAAAUUUUAUGUUUCAUGUAAAGUGCGAAUGAAGUGAAACUGUUAAGAAAUAUCUUUAUUAUUCUAUUUCAUAAAACAUUUCGAUAGUGAUGUCAAAAAUGACGGGAUACGAUACGCACGAUGAUGGUCCUGGAUUUGUUGGUAUUAGAUUUUGUCAAGAAUGUAAUAAUAUGUUAUAUCCAAAGGAAGAUAAGGAAAACAAAGUGCUUAUGUAUGCGUGCAGGAAUUGUGAUUUUAAACAAUUAGCUGAUAGUAAUUGUAUAUAUGUAAACAAAAUUAUGCACGAAAUUGAUGAACUGACACACAUCGUUGCUGAUGUUAUAUCUGAUCCUACUUUACCAAGAACAGAGGACCAUCCCUGUCCUAAAUGUAAUCACAGAGAAGCUGUAUUUUUCCAAGCUCAAACCAGGAGAGCAGAAGAAGAAAUGAGAUUAUAUUAUGUAUGUACAAAUCAACAUUGUUCACAUAGGUGGACAGAAUAAAUUUAAUAAUUUGCGCUACGAAUCUAUUUAAUAAGUAUAUUUUUAUAUGAUUUAAAAUAAUAUACUAUUAUAAAUAAAAUUCAUGUAAAUAUGUAUAAA